Bombus impatiens (common eastern bumble bee) is the source of this 2629-nucleotide messenger RNA. RefSeq lists its product as uncharacterized. The record is from RefSeq and is a predicted model, not a curated record. The transcript has 4 exons. Bases 1 to 963 code for a protein of 320 amino acids. Lineage: Eukaryota; Metazoa; Arthropoda; Insecta; Hymenoptera; Apidae.
AUGAAGCACUCGAGGCGAGCGAGUGGCUCGAGUGUCACUUCGAUCGCGAGCGAUUCGUGUUCCAGGUGCAAGGGGAUGUGUCCGACGAAAAUGCGGCUCGCGCUACUGCUGCUCUGCUCUCUGUUCGGGACAGGAGCCUCCAUACAGCUUCUAAGGCUAGAUGUGCCGAAGAUGGCGGACCCAAGAUGGGAGAAGGUGAUACUAAAAUGCGAGUACGAUCUGGGCGGUGAGGAUUUGUAUUCUGUCAAAUGGUACAAGGACGGGGCUGAGUUCUUCAGGUUCAUGCCAGGCUCGAGACCUCCUGGCCGUAAUUUCUCCGUUGAUGGAAUAUACGUUGACGUGAACAAGAGCGACAGCAAACAGGUGACGCUGUUGGGACAGGCGAACAAUCGAAGAGGUAAGGUGAACCUCAUGGGAUCGUACGGUUGCGAGGUGUCCUCGGAGGGGCCCAGUUUUCUUACGAUCUACGGCGAGGCAAACAUGAGCGUUGCUAUCCCGCCAAAGGAACGACCCAGUCUGCGCGGUCUUCGACCGUCUUACGAAGUGGGUGAGACACUCCAAGUGGAAUGCAGUUCCGCGGCCAGCUACCCUCCAGCCCAGCUCGUCUUUAUCCUCAACGGGAAAGAGGUGAACAAAGUGUUGACCAGAGAAUUGCCAAGCUCAGCCUCCUCAGAGGAUAACAUCGUAUCCUCGACGCGACUAGGGCUGACUCUACGCCUGGAACGACACCAUUUCCCUGGAGGAACUUUGAAUCUCAGCUGUCAGUCCACUUUGCCAGGGAUCAUGGACGCGAGGGCGCUUGAGAGAACGGAAACCGCAACGUUGGCCGCCAGCAAUCAACGACUGGCGCAAGAACCGCCUAGAUCCGGAUGCAUCGUAAACCUUCCAUCCCUGUUCGUCAUGACCUGCUGUUUCUUACUGCGAUCGUUUAAUCACGGUAUAUUAGCACUUUCUUAUGUUUAACCUACGACCAGUUGGAAAUCGCCACUGGAGCUCGUUCGAUCGUUCUGGGAUCACUUUGUUCGGUAAUGUUGCUUUACAGGUUUGGGUAUACUCUGAUUGAAAUAUAAAUAAAAAUAUUGUAUCGUUUUAGAUGCUUUAUUAGUUUUAUUUUGGAAUUAAUUAAAUGUUUAAAAGUAACAUAAGAACUAUUUUGUGUCAAAAUUCGAUAAUUGUAUAUUUUAUGUUUUAGUCAAUUCUUUCAAACAAAAGUAUAAACAAUUUGGAUUUUAAUAUAAAAUUGAAUUUUAAAUGGCAUGUGUUUGAAACUUAUGUGGUACAACUAGAUUGUUAUAUAACAAGAUAUAUAACAAGAUUUGCAUCCAGAGUAAUUUUAUAUCUAAUUAUAUUUUAAUAAUACGUAUUUGAAAAAUUAUGAAAUAAUCGGUUCUCGAAUAUUUUAUUUACAUAAAACAUAUUCACGACUAUCAAUCGAAUAUGCCCAAGUUUGUUGCCUCUCAAAUAUCGAAAGAAGCCAAAAGAUCCAACUUUUCUUCACUGCUAGUGUGUGAUUUCGUUUCUCCUGCGGAAGCUCUCGUUGAUAUUUCGUGCGAGCAAUUUUUAAAAAAUUUCCUUAAUUUUUCAAUGCAACUGAAGACUAAAAAAAAUUAGAUUUCAUUAGCCUUUUUAAAUUUUAGGCCGAUAUUAGUCAGGAAAAUAACUUUUUUUUAAUUCUUCGCUAUCACUGUGAAAUUUAUCGUAUCACAGAAAAUUGCUCGCAUUAGACGUUUUUUCGGUCACAUUCGCGGGCAAAACUUUUUUCUUAACUUUUCACUGACAAAGAGAAAAUCUUACAAAAAGAAGAAGAGACAAAAUUACUGUUGCUAGGCUUUUUGAAUUCGUUUGUUAGGCGAAAAUUAGCCUCGAAACGAAUUUUUUCUUCACUGCCACCAUGAAAUUUCGUUGCUCAUGCAGAAAAGACUCUUGUUAAAAAUAAUUCCACGAAGGAAUUUUACGUACACGCAUGUAAUAUGUUAAUAUACGUGUGAAUAAAUGCAUAGGAUGGAUAAAGUACGUGAAGUAUAUGAUUCAAGUAUAUCGAUGGUCAUGUAGAGGAGAUGGAAAGCGAAGAUGAAAAAGCUCUAUAGCAAUAUAAUUUAAUUGAAACAGCGAGUCGUUUACGCAAGACGCGACAUUGUACAUAGUGUAUGAUUGUGAAUUAGAUUUAUGACGGUGUGUAAUUAAAAAAAAAGAGAGGGUGGGUCGGGGUAAACACGGUGAAAGUAAGCAGGAGAAUUCAUUAGGAUCUCGAUGAGGAUGAAGUGAUAUCACAAUCACGCGACGUGUGAUUCGUUUUACGAAUAUUAAAAAAUAAAGCGAGAGAGUGAUUGGUAUCGAACGACAAAAGGCAUAAAUUUGAAUCGAUUGGCGGUUGAAGUAUAGGGUGAUUCACGUUUAUGGCGUUCGGGAUAAUUGAACUGUUCUUUUUUUUCUCUUGGAUCUCUCGACGCAUCCUUUUUGGUGGCGUACAAGAAUUUAUAUAUACAUACAUAAAUAUAUUAUAUAUAUACAUAUACGUAUAUGUAUACACGAUGAUGAAUUCGUCAUAUUUACGUUUUACUGUAAUUUUACAUGAUCCAUAUCUGAUCGUUAUGACAUUUCAAACAAUAAAGAGGAACAUCAGGCAGAA